Messenger RNA from Hyposmocoma kahamanoa, 2826 nucleotides. RefSeq lists its product as uncharacterized. The record is from RefSeq and is a predicted model, not a curated record. The transcript has 15 exons. The coding region runs from base 1 to 2559 and encodes 852 amino acids. Lineage: Eukaryota; Metazoa; Arthropoda; Insecta; Lepidoptera; Cosmopterigidae.
AUGUUAACGGCCAUUGGAAGCCAGCUUUCUAUCACUGAUAUCAAGAUAAAAAGUAAAAAGAAGAAAAAACACAAAAAAAAUGAAAUAUCAUCGACGUCGUCGUCUUCGGACCAAACUGUCACUAAUGUAUCAGUUAAAACAACAGGAGAAUCAGACAGAAUACAGUCAGUGAAAUCUAAAAACUUAGAGACUUUACAAAAGAGUGUGUCAUUUCACGAGUUUGCGGUACCUAGCAAAGACGAAGAGGAAAAGACAACAACAAAAAAGACUCUGGUACCCAGCAAAGACGAGAAGGAAAAGAUUGCGGUACGUAACAAAGACGAGAGGGAAAAGUCUACGUCUGAAAAAUAUGAGUCACGUGGCAAAGAAGAGGGGAAAAAGGAAUUAGAAAAGGUUAUAAAGAAGACUGGAGACAAAACACUUAUUAGAGAAUCUUCAUCAGAGACAACUGAGUCACUCUCUUCCAAUGACUUAACUAGCGAAGGGAAAGAAAAAGACGAUCGUGGUGGUGGUAGCAGUACCGACUAUCAACAGGAGAAAAUAAUUGUAGUGGAAUCUUCAGAAUCAGCUCAAGAAUUUGGCAUCGAAAAAAUGGAUCAAAAAGGUCGUGAAGCUGAUGGUGCUCCUAAAUCAGUUGUUACACUUGAACAAUUUUAUAAAUUAGUUGCACGCGUCGAGAAACUUCAACGAACGUAUAAUAUAAAAAAUUAUGAUCUUGUUCAACAAAUGUUGGGAUUACAGAAGAAACUUUCGAUGACUGAUCCCAUGGCCUUAAUACAACUCUCAGCUCGUCUCGAACAGGCUGAAAGAAAUCUGGAGAAUAUGACGACACUGCUCAUAGAGCUAGCUAACAGAACACCAAGUGAAUUAAAGGCUGUUAAGUCUGUAGAGACGUCAGUGAUGCCAAGUAUUUCGCCUGAAACAAUUCCACCAGCUCCUGUACCUCUACCGUCUUUAGCAACUCCUCAACCUCCUCCACCUCCACCAUCUACUCCACCUCCAGCAUCUACUUCACCACGACAGAAGUUAUUCACACCUUCUCUGAACGAAAACGCGAAGGAGGCAAAGAAUUUAUCCAGAGACUCACUAUCAUUUCAAAGUUCAAUGGCAAUAUACCGUGAAUCCACUGACUUCGACCUACAAAACAUAGCUACAACUAGCGUUGAUGAUGUUCCCAACCUAAAAAGAGAAAAAGGCAAAGUUAUGAAGGAUAGUGAUUUCAUUGAUAUGGACAAUUUACUGGGUGAACUGCAAGAAUUUUAUGAUGAUAUGUUCAUGGAAACAGACCCAAAGAUGAGAAAAAUUUCAAAAAUAGCUAAUGCUAUAAAAAUUCUUGCAAAACAAAUGAGUCAGGAAAUCAGUGAUAUAUUAGAAAUGGAAGUUAUAGUUGAUGGAUUAGAAGACAUCGUUUCUUUGUUUGCUGAAAAAGUUAAUAAUAUGGACUCUGAAUUUUCGUCACUUAUGACCGGAUUCCAAGAAAAUUUGAGCUCAAUGCAGUACGACCUAGAAGUGGCUCUGGAUAAUUUGGCCGAAAGUCUUUCCAACCAAACAGGCGACCCGGAGGCUGUGGCGGACAUGAAUAGCAAAUUGUCCAUACUAGCCAUGGAUUUAAACAGAACUCUACGCCUACAAAAGGAACUUAGUGCUGCUCAAAAACAGUUAGGAGCUGAUCUCAAUUCGAUCUGGUUGCAACUGAAAGUUCUGAAUCAAACAAAAUGCAAUCGCGACGAAGUCACGGAAAAGCUCAAAGAGAAAGCUGGUAUAGAAGAAUUGAAUGGCAUUAUGACUGUAACGCACUUGGAAGCAGUGCGUGGCGAUUUCCAAAAACGUAUCAUCCAGGCGUACGAUAAGUUCAAUGCCACAGAAACAAUUUGGCAGAAAGUGAUUGACGACCUUAUAAGAAUACUAAAUUUUAAAUCUGAUGUGAAACAAACGGAUUUCGUGACAGCAGAUAUUAAAUUUAAUGUAGAUAUGCUGCAGCGGCGAAUAGAUUACUUUAUGGAAAUAGCUGGUCCUGAACAAAAAUACAAUGAGCACAGGGAAAUACUUCGCAACCAAACCUGCAUAUCUUGCCAUUUACCCGCAAGAGAUAUCUUGAGCAUGCCUGAAUUAAAAGCUCUGCCUCCCGUAAAAACCACACCAGACAAAAUUGGAUUUAAAAAAGGAGACGCUGACAAUACAGGGCUGCGUGAUGAUGAAAUCGUUUGCUAUCCUAACGCACCGAUACGUCAUCCCAUUGAUCCGAGAGGAAAGAUUUGUUCCAAAAUUUGCGGAGGAAAAUUGCCGAAACACCCUGACCUUUCACUGAGUCUAUCUCCAUCGAAAAUGAUGAUAUUUGGCACUCGAUUAGACAAGGAGGAAAUUCCAGCGCAAGUAUUCAAAAAGCCUUGCAUUCCUUGCAAACCACCACCGUCACUUUUUAUUAUUAAAGAACUAGUUCAACAUAAGUGUAUUAAAGGUUGUCAACCUAGUCGCGAGACGUGCGACUGCGGUUUGCAUCAGACGACCGGUGACAAUAUCCAGAGUGACCCAAAAAACGAUUGCCAAAAAGCAUUAUAAUAGUGGUGUAUUUGGAUUGCAACAGCAAAUGCUUAUGUAGUGGCCGUACUUUUUUAAUAAUUCGUAUAUAUGAAAAUUAAAAUGAGAGCAAAUUGCUUUUACUACCCAAAUACUUGCAUGCAUAUGUAAGAUAUAAGCCUAAAUUUCUUACACAUCUUUCGAGUGGAAUUAAUUUGUAACAAAAGCUUAUAUACGUAAUAUGAAUUGAUACCUUAUAUACAUAAUUGAAUCUAUGCAAUAAUUUUGACAUGCAAUUAUUAGUGUUUU